UCGGAGGGUUCGUGCGGGCAGGGAGGAGGAGGAGGAAGGCGCGCCGGGGAGGACGCGUUGCUCAGCCCCAGCCUCCAGCCUCCAGCCGCGGCGAUUUGGGGACGUGCGGCCGGGAGGAGGGAGGGAAGGAGAGAAGGAGGGAAGGAGGGAGGCGAGGCGGGGCGGCCGCAGCCCCUCGCCCCUUUUCCCCGCGGCUGCCGGCGUGCGCGCCGCCCUCGCCCGCUGAUGCAAUCGGAGUCCGCAAGCGGCGGCAGCAGCAGCCCCGGAGGUGCCCGCGGGAGGAUCGGGCGGCCCUGAGCCCGCAGCAGCAGCCGAGGGAGCGCAGGACAGGCGGCAGGCAGCCCGCACCGCCGCGGAGCAGGAGCACCCGCCCCGGCUGCCAGCAUGCUCAAGGGCUGUCAGAACGAGUGUAUGGCUGGAGGAUGUUCAAGCGAAGCAACAAAGCAUGUGACUGAAUCUUUCAAGGCUUCAGACUUGGUUAUCAUUCCAGCUACGACUUUCAAGGAAAAACCAGACCCCAAUGGUCUGGUAUUUGGAACUGUCUUCACUGAUAAUAUGCUGACGAUUGAAUGGUCUUUGGCAUCAGGAUGGGAGAAACCUUUUAUUAAACCACUUGAGAACCUCUCAUUGCAUCCAGCCUCUUCAUCUUUGCAUUAUGCUAUAGAAUUGUUUGAAGGAAUGAAGGCUUACCGAGGAGUAGAUGGCAAAAUCCGCCUGUUCCGGCCAAGCCUCAACAUGGACAGGAUGGCACGAUCAGCAAGACGAACAACUCUGCCAAGUUUUGACCAGAACGAGCUGUUGGAGUGCAUCCGGAAACUUGUGGAAGUAGAAAAGGAGUGGGUCCCAUACUCAACUGCUGCCAGCCUGUAUAUCCGUCCUACCUUAAUUGGAACUGAGCCUUCUCUUGGAGUGAAGAAGCCAACUAAAGCCCUACUGUAUGUCAUACUGAGCCCUGUGGGCCCUUACUUUGCAAGUGGAAGCUUUAGUCCAAUAUCAUUAUGGGCAGAUCCCAAAUAUGUAAGAGCCUGGAAAGGAGGAACAGGGGACUGCAAACUGGGAGGGAAUUAUGGUUCUUCUAUUUAUGCCCAGCAAGAAGCCCUGGAGUUAGGCUGCCAGCAGGUUCUGUGGCUCUAUGGAGAAGAUCACCAAAUAACCGAAGUUGGAACAAUGAAUCUGUUUCUAUACUGGAUAAAUGAAGAUGGAGAAAAUGAACUGGCAACCCCACCUUUAGAUGGCAUCAUCCUUCCAGGAGUGACAAGACAGAGCAUUUUGGAUCUGGCACGCAACUGGGGAGAAUUUAAAGUGUCUGAGCGAUACAUCACCAUGAGUGACCUGACAGCUGCCUUGGAAGAGAACAGAGUGAAGGAGAUGUUUGGUGCUGGAACAGCUUGUAUUGUAUGUCCUAUCUCCAAAAUUUUGUACAAGGGCAAGCAUUUGCACAUUCCAACUAUGGAGAAUGGACCUCAGUUAACAACCCAAUUCCUGAAUAAGCUGAGUGAUAUCCAGUAUGGAAGAGAAGACAGCGAUUGGGCUGUGCUGGUGUCGUGAAGGUGAAAGAAUUCAGACCCUCCAGACAGAACAAACACAAAUAAUAACAACUUCUGUAGCUGCCUGUGCAUAGCAUAGUUUCUUUAUCAAUUUACUUCCCAGGAUGAUUGUUUCCACAAUCCAGCAAAUGUGAACACAAUCAUUUUGUUUUCUACUGUAAGCCUGUUAUUAGAAGCCUGUCUUCUUGGUAGAGGUGCUAAAUGUUAGCAAUAGAACUUUCCUAAUGGUUUCUUAGUGCCUCCUUGUAUCUUAUGUACAGUGUAAAAAUUUGUAAAAUGCUCUUCAACUGCUCUUCAGUUUGUUUUGUUUGUUUUAACUGUCAUCACCAGCAGAGCAAGUUGUAUAACACAGACAUUGCCUGUUAGUUGGCUGCAGGGUUCUAUUGACAUUAUUCUGCCUUUUGCUCUGUGUUCAAGAAACAGUUAAGUUUAGCCAUAUGCUCUUUCCUUUUGUAACCCACUUGUAUGAGAGAUUUCUUAGUUUGUGUAGUCCCACAGAUUCCUUCAUCUGUAUUCUGUCAAAUAACAGCUCUGUCCUUUAGGCCCACACACUCAGAGUGGAUUUAGCAUGCAAAAUGCUCCCUGAUAGACUGCUGCCUUUCCCUCCAUGUAGGGAUAAGCAGUGGCUGCCUGGGCAGGGCAUACCUCACUAGUAGCUGAAUACAUCCUCCUGUACAUGAUGUUCAGGACUGAGCUAGACCAUGACAAAACAAGAAUCACUCUUUGGCUUAACAGAGAGCUGCAGAUGCAGUGUCACCUUCUGGUGAAUGUCUAGAAAAUAACGUUAAACAAAUCAGUGGCUGUAGAAGUUGAACCGCUCUUCAUUUGGACAAAGUGAAAGCAACCAGGACUUUGGAAUGAAUAAAUUAAAAGGAAUUUCCUUCAACAUCUAGUCACAUGACUUAGAUCAGCAAAAUAUUUUCUCAUCCUUCACUGCUCACUGUGAAAUGUAUCCAGCAUCCACUACUACAUAUGCAUCUUACUGGGGUCUUCCUGUUUGAGGAACAAGCUAUGUUGUCAGCAGAAAAUACGUAGCCCGAGACAGAAAGAGAUUCAGUGCAAGCCCUGGUCUUGUUCUAAUUAAGCAUAUUCUUCAUAUUCUGCUAUUGUCUUACAUGCUGUCUUGAUACUUUCUGGAAACAUUAUAAAGUAUAUAUCCCAUAGUUAGAGAAACAACAUCUGUUCACUAAGAAAUAUCCUGUGAUAUUUAUUAGCUUUGUCUUUUUGCACACCAAUUUGUCAAAUGGCUUUAAGAUAUCUCUAGCCAAAAAGGAUCAUCAUAUUCUGUAUCAAUGUUCCGAAGUGCUACUUCAGUAUAAAACUGGUGGAACUUUAUUGACACUAAUGGAGUUCUGUAAGAAGAAACGUGUAUUUCCAUAGGUUGCAGUAGAGAUGCCACCAGUAUUAAGGGAAAUGCUUAGCACUUUAUUGUAUGGUGUUUAUUUUUGUUUGUUUGUUUGUUUGUUUCUUAAGAAGACCCAACAACAUCUCUCCCAUGGUUUAUAAGUUCUUUGUUGUUACUGUCAUCUGUUAACAUAGUUCAAAAAGACAAAGUAGAAUUUCUAAUAGACCAUCCAUGCCUUAUACAACUGCUCAAAAGUAGCAUUAUGGCUUUCCUGUUCUUUUUUUGGUCAGAUUUUAAAGACAUACCCCUACUUAGCCAUCUUUUUUUUGCUCCCUCAAAUCAUGACUUUUACUGUCUUUCACUGUGGUCCGAUCUGAUCUUUUAAUGAAGAACAGUUGAAGUUUUUUUCUGACAGUGUAACUAUUGUUAAAAUAUUAGACAGUUUUGUCUUUAGAAUACAACUGCAAGCACAAAAAUUUGUUUCACUUACAGUAGCAAUAGUACUGUGUGUCUGCUUUUCCAACCAUUUGAAUUGGUAUAGUGUGCUGGUCUUUGUUCAGUAUCUUACUGAACUUUGUUCAGUAUCUUAUGUGUCAUAAGCUGCUGGUAGUCUUUCAUUUUUCUUUAAGAAGGUGGGUAGAAAAUUAACAUGAGGAAUAUGUCAAGAUGCAAUGUGGGGUAGAGAAUUUUAUCCAAUGAGGCAAGUAUCGUAACUAAAGAGUGCCUUUAACUAAAAUGUGGCAUGUAACUGUAAAAAAGUCAUGUAAUGAGCAACUACACAUGGCUUUCUGUUACUGAACUGUUUAAAUUUGUCCCUUUAUGUUCAUCUUAGAUUUAGCAGCUAAAGGAAAAGUGGAAGUAUCUAAUUUCAGAUAUAUGGAAAAGUGGUUGAACGAUACAUUAGCAUCUCAAAAUCUUGAUAGAGUUGAUGGGUAUCUUGUAUUGAAAAUCUCCAUGAAGGCAUGAGAGUGCUAGUAUUAAUCUAUUCACUAGUUAGGGACCAGUUUGAAUAAUUAUUUUACUGUGCUUUAGAAGCUGAAAGCUGUGCAAAACUCUUCUUAAAUUGGAUGCAAGUAAUUUAAUGUGAGGAAACCAAGCAGUUUCAUUUAUUGUGGUUUGCACUGUUGCCUAUACCAAACAGAGAAACACCUCUCCUUCUAGUGUACAUAUUCAGCUGGAGGAGACUUCAAAAUUAAAAGGGUUGAAGCAGGAAUGACCCACAGAAAUGCAUAAACUUUUCUAGCAGAGAAGAAUGAAAAUGUAGUAUGUGUAUGGUCAACUGUUAUCUUUAACGUCUUGGUUACAUGCUUUACUCUGGCUGUGGCUGUUUCUCAUGUGAAACUCAACAUUGUGGUUGUUUCUAAAUCUAGGUAGAUAGAUUCUAGAUUUUAAACUUUAAAACCUAAAUAAAGGGAGCUAUUUGGUCAGCAUCAUACUGGAAAUUCUUCUGAUCUUGCAUGAUGUCCUACCCUGUAUUACACCACUGUUUUUUAUCCUGUUAACCAAAGGAAAGAAUAUGGGUAAAUAAUUGUUUGGUGUUGUUCUCCAUUCCCCCCCCCCCCCCUUUUUUUUUGCCUGUAAAAUUUCUUUGAGGGAACUGUGGUAUUCCCUGAGCUACUAAUAGAUUUUAAAAGAACAUCUGCACAUCUAUUUUCCAUGUGCCCUAUUUGUUUAAUUGCAACAGAUUUACAUAGAAAGAGUAUGGUACAUCAUAACUAGGCAAUUAUCCAUUCUUCAUUACUUAGUUAUGGUUCUGUUAAUUGGUCAUUUAAGACAUAAGAUAGUCUAACAUUAGGAGGAUUUGAGACUGUUCAAAAAAAAAAUCAACAAAUUAAUAUUGUGUGAUAUUUGCAUAAUUGGCUGCAAUUAUUUAAUGUCUAAUUGGGUUGAUCAAAUGAGAUUCAGACUUUCACAUGUUUGUGCUUUACAAACACUGGUACUUUAAAAUGAUAAUGAUGAACUCUAAUUUUUGUAUGUUCUUUCUUCCCCCUUUCAUUCUUUUGAUUGUUAUUUUCAGUAUUGAACAUGUCCCUAAUUUUCAGUUUAGUGAGUAUGAUUCAUGUUUCAGGAAAGUCCUUCAAAUGAGUGAUUGUUUCAUGAAAUUGGUAUUUCAUGCAGACUGUUCUGAUGCCAAGAGUUGUGGAAUCAGCAACUGGUGUUACUUAAAUAAAUUCUUAGCUGUAAUGAGGGCAAAUUCACUGAGGAUUUAUAGUGACAAACUUGAGUAAGAAUGCUAAUAAAGGUCUCUGCUUAGAGUAGAUAAUCUUUCCAGUCUGUAGCAGAGCAAAGCAAAUGUGAUUUUUCUGGGAUGUAGAAAGGAAAUCUGACAAGACAAAAGCCAAGGUAGUGCGAGAUCUCUGCUCCAGCCUUUACUUACACCUGAACCUGAGUUCAUCUCUCUCAAGCCAAAAAGCAAUUGUCUUCCACUCUUCUUUCUAGGUAAACUCUUGUUUAGAGCUUACCUCAUUCAACAGAGAGAUGUUAUUGGUCUUCUCCUGCACACUUACUAUAUUCUUAUUUUUCCUCAGGAAUGAACAUUAGUUUGGAUUUGAUUACUUGGAUAUUUGAAAGAAUGAUUUGUAAUGUGAGUUUUUUGAAAUGUGUGUAGUACAUGGACUUUGAUGGAGGUAGACAGAAAAACAGCUGGGAGUGGGUUCCAUAGCCACCUGUUUAGAAGAGAAACCCUCUUGAAUUCAGUGGCCUCUCCAAAACAAUCUACCUAAUCUCAGCAGAUUGCUUAGUGUGAUCUGUCUGUUGAUAGUGCCUUGCUACAAAGUAGAAUACAAAGAUUAUAGCUCAUCCUGUUAGACUAUGACAUGUUUUUCUCUCUGCAUGGGAUACACCCUACCAAUGGUAAAUUUUAACAUCCUAGUGGCAGGCUUGUAUACUGAGAGGUGGGAAGGUGUAAACAAUGGCUUAGCACGGCCUGAGGUAGGCCAUUCUUUUGUAUUUCUCUCCCUGCAAACAGAUUUGCAUACAGAUUUGCAAACACUUUGCCUCUGCCUCUCCCUUUCCUGUCAUGAUGUCCUUUGGUCUCAAAACUAAAAGUGGCUCUUUAAGAAAAUUUUGCAUUGGUUUUGCUUUCAGCAGUAGUGGUAGUUUAUAAAUAAAUAAAUAAAUAAAUAAAUAAAUAAGUUUUUAUCUUGCGGGUGUGCAGGGAUCAGAAUUUCAUUUUUCUACCUGAGCAUGUAAUGCCUGAACAGGCUGACCCUGGACAAGUAUUCUAAUCUGUUUUUAAGUGCAGAGUAGUAGUAAUACCAAUCCUGCUGCUUUUGACUCUAAUCCAAAGUUUUUUGGGGAAGAAAAAAAAAAAAAAGUUAUUUUAUUACAGAUCAAAUAAGCUUUCCAGAAAGCUUUUUAAGCAGCAGACAAAGAUACCAAGUACAGUGCAAUACAUUUAAGUUUUGCUGUGUGAACCCAUAAACAAGUAAAAUACGUAGUUCAGAAAUGUAGUAGCAGGCAUGAAAAGAAAGUUCACCUCCUCCUCUCAGACAGUACUAUCUUCCUGUCUUCUUUAAAAGUGAUGCCUGGAGGAAGCAUUGUACCUCUCAAUGUAGAAUCAUUAGACUGCAGAUAUUGUAGAGGUACACCUUGCCACAUAGCACUGAGACAGACCUCUGUGUGAAUCUUGGCUACAAGUUUUUUUUGCAGUCUUUAGCUUUUGGAAGUGUCAGAGCUGUAUUUUACUCUGCUUUGUCACUAUCCUUAAGAUUUGGAAAAACAAUUUAAUACUAAUCUCUUUGCAUAAUAGCAAAAGAGAUUACUGAUAUUGUAUUGGUGGAAAACCAUGCAGUUGCACUCCUGCCUAUUUCUUACUUUAAGCCCAAUAGUUAGUGGGAAUUUCAGGAUAUUUUCCCUGACCACACAAAAUCUGAGUGCUGUCUGUAGCAAAACUGGCAAAUAUAUCUCUAGCUUCAUAAAUAAAAUUUAACUUCUUUCUUACUCUGAAUGAUAAAGUACGUUGGGACCUAGCAUGUGUGCAAUACUGAAUUAUAAUAGUCAAGCUUUAGAUUUUAGAUGAAAUUUUGGAAUUAGUAUCUCAGAUGGAAAUAAAUAUUAUUGAUUGCACCAGCAAGGUUUACCACACCCAACUUUUCUAAAAAUGCUGGUGUUUAAACUCUUUAGUAGUAAUAGCAUGGCUAGACACUUGUGCCUGUCUUUGAACAUGAAUUUAUACUGAGCUUGCUUACCAUAAAACUUAAAUUAUUGUGUCUUAAUUUACCACAGUUCUGAAUUCUUACUCCAUGCUUUAAAAAAUAGAAUAUUAAAUUUAAUGUGUACAGAAGGAUCUUAGGGAGGAAUAAAGAGGUUGAUAACACAUUUUGAAAGUCUUUAAAAUAUCUGGUGAAUGCAGUUAAGGUAGUUAGGGUAGAAAAAGAGAAGACAACUUUGUGGAGAAAAAUAGCUAUAGCAUACCAAAUGAUUUUCUAAUGCUUUGGAGUCCAUUAUAUUGCAUUUCAUCCUCCUGUCCAGGAUCAUGUUUGUUAUUGACCAAAGAGGCAUGCAGGGAAAAGUAGGUCAAAUAUGCUUAGUGCUUUUUUUUUUUUUUUUUUUUUUUUUAAACCAAGCAAGGGUUAGGAAAGUUUCUAAGAGCUGGUUCUCUUGAUUUUCUCAUGCUUUUAGCAGUCAUUUAAGUGUGAGAUGGAAGAGCUCAGAAGUUAUCUUAGGCAAUACUAUCAUGCAGGAACAGAUUGAUUUUCACUUUAUGAUCACGUUCUUGAAGAUAUGAACAUGGUGUCUUUUAAAUUUUGCAUCUUUUUAUAAAAACAAUGCUUAUCAUUUUAGAACUUGAUACAAUAUCACUGAACAGUUAUCUUAAAUUAUUAUGUCCUGGUAGAUGAAGAGAAGAAUGCAAGCAUUCUUAUUCCUUAUGUAAUCAACUUCUUCCUGUAUACCAAAUCCCCUAUUUAUUAUGAUUUGGUCUCUGCUAGAAUUGUGACCUCUUCGGGUGAAAUAACAUGUCUUUUUCUCUACUGUGUCUUUCAAGUGCACCCUGGGCUUUUUGGUAAGUACUAAGAGCUGGCAGCAAAUGUCAGAGCAAAAAGCAAAGUGAAAAGUCCUCUGUCUCCAGAACAGGUAUGCUAGGAAUGAGUAAAAUUGCCCAUCUCCUUACUUCAGUAAAGACAAGAGUUCAGAAGGUAAUUACCAUUCUCAUUCAGUCCAAAAUAGUGACAACCCAGGUGUACCAAAUAUCUGGCAGCAUGGUAGAUUGCUAUUUAUGAAUGCUCCUAUUCAAUUGCUUAAAUGCCUACACCUGUGCCUACAUUCUUCAUAAUUUUAGCCCUAGUAUCUGAGUUAAAAUCUGCAACACAUUUAUAUAUGUCAUGAAAAUGUAAAGUAAUAGAUAAAAACAAAUAGUAGUGAUCCAGACCAUCUAAAACUGAGAAACAUUUCUACGUGUCAGUGGCCUGUUUUUUCCCCAUAAAUUCAAUUCAUUUUCUAACGGCCCAGUAGCUGACCAGAACUGUAAGUAGGAGACCAAUAUAUCAUUAAUUCUACCCAUUAGUCAAGAAUGUUGACAAAGAGUGAAUCUAUUCCCUCCACCUGGGAAAAUGGUUUGGAAACCUGGCCAGUACAGUAAAGAUUGACAGAAGGUUCUUUGCCAUGAUGGAGACAAGCAGGAGUUUUAUCUAAAGCUAUUUGCAAACAAUUUUUGUCACACCAGUAAAUUUGUAAAGACAGAUAUCCCAAUCUACCUGACCUUCAAGACAUUUAGAAAGCUGCAGUAGUAGUACUUGGAAUUGUAGCAGUGGGAAAUCAGUAACUUAAGAGUGAGAAGUAAACACCUCUGAAGGGUCUCUGUUGUCUUAAAUGUUAAAGUUAACAGGGUAUUUUACAGGGAUCUGAGCAUAUAAAAGCAGUAAAGGACAGAUGUGUGAAAAAAAUACUGGAUCAACUAAAGGAAACUCUACCUCAUUCUUCUCUAAAGGUUUUGUAGAAGCACAAUUAAACGCUCCUAAUGGCAUUGUUACGUACAGACCAUCUGGCAUGAAAGAAACACUUUAUAUUUGUAUGUCUAUAAAUCCUGUAAUAACUGUAUUUUGCUGGCCGUAGAAACAGUCUAUACUAUUUGCAGUUUUCCUCAUCAAAUCUGUAAUUAUGCAAUGUUUCUGUCUCCAAUAAAGGAAUUUAAUGGGUA
Anas platyrhynchos (mallard) is the source of this 9031-nucleotide messenger RNA. RefSeq names its product branched chain amino acid transaminase 1 (gene BCAT1). Gene Ontology annotation, molecular function: branched-chain-amino-acid:2-oxoglutarate transaminase activity. Gene Ontology annotation, cellular component: mitochondrion. The record is from RefSeq and is a predicted model, not a curated record. NCBI's taxonomy places the organism in Eukaryota, Metazoa, Chordata, Aves, Anseriformes, Anatidae. Gene Ontology annotation, biological process: L-leucine biosynthetic process; L-valine biosynthetic process.